AACUAACGAAUUCUCUAUAUAAGCGCCGGCUUCUGCGCACGUAAACAAACAGUCAUCAGCUAGCAGUCACAAUGGUGUCCGACUUCAGAAAGAAGAAGCUGUUGCAUUUGUUCAACAAGUUCUUCGACAGGGACGGCAGUGGCUCCGUCGACAGGAAGGACUUCGAGCAGGCAGCGGAGAACAUUUCCAAGCUCAGAGGAUGGAAACAGGGCGACGCCAAAUACAAGGAGACAUUAGACACCUUGCUGAAAGUGUGGGACGGUCUACAAAGUGUAGCGGAUGCGAAUAAAGACGGCGAGGUUACCGCCGACGAGUGGGUGUCGAUGUGGGAGGCGUACGCCAAGAACCCGUCGUCGGCCUACGAUUGGCAGAACCAGUACUGCAAGUUCAUCUUCCAGUUAGAGGACGCCAGCAACGACGGCGCCAUCGACAGCGAGGAGUUUUCCACAGUCUACGCUUCCUUCGGCCUGAACAAGGACGAGGCCGUGGCCGCCUUCCAGAAGAUGGCCAAAGGCAAGGGCAACGUCUCCUGGCCCGAAUUUCAGGAAUUGUGGAAAGAAUAUUUUGUUACCGAAGACCCGAACGCUCCAGGAAACUUCAUCUUCGGCAGGUCUAGUUUUUAAUUAUUUUCGUUGAAAGAAUAUUUAUUGCACGUGUUAACAGAAGGACAUUUCGUUAAUUUUAAUUAAAUCUUUAUGGUAGUAAAAUUUAAGAAUUUGAAUUAUUCUCAUUAUUUGUUAACGUAAAAGAAAUUUUCUAUGUAUAACUUUUGAUAUCUCGAUAAAUAAAAAGAUGAGGUUUUAAAAA
Messenger RNA from Papilio machaon (common yellow swallowtail), 807 nucleotides. Its product is annotated as calexcitin-2. The record is from RefSeq and is a predicted model, not a curated record. NCBI's taxonomy places the organism in Eukaryota, Metazoa, Arthropoda, Insecta, Lepidoptera, Papilionidae. Bases 72 to 623 code for a protein of 183 amino acids. The transcript has a single exon. Gene Ontology annotation, molecular function: calcium ion binding.